AUGUCUGAGGUACAACUUGGCCCGACAGGCUCUAUGUCAUUACGAGUAUCGGCAUCGAUGAUAUUACUAGUCUUUAUUUCUCUAUGUCUACGAGUAUGGGCUCGAAGCAAGGUCCGCAAGGGCAUUCUACCAGAGGAUAUGCUUAUUUUUCUCGCUGCGGCCAUGUUCUACGCUAACCAGGGGACAUUCCUACAUGGAAAUGGGUCCUCUGGUGGGUCUGAUUUUACUUUAAUGACGGAAUACCAGAUGAAUCGGUUUCUAAAGUACCUUUUUGUCGAAGAAAUUCUGUUCCUUCUCGGUAUCACCGCAACGAAAUUCUCGAUCUUGACAUUUUACCGCCAUAUCUUCGCGGUUCCCUCCUUUAUACGUAUCAAUUGGAUUCUCAUGGGUGUCUGCGCGUGCUGGUGCAUUAUUGCCUUUUUCGUCAUUGUCUUCGAAUGCAACCCUGUUCGGGCUAUGUGGAACUAUAACACAUUACGCGACAAGAACAUUUGUAUUCCGGAGGGCACCAUGAUCGCCGGCUUUGGGAUCGCUGAAAUACCCAUUGACAUUAUGAUCUUGGCGCAUCCAGCGGUAAUGGUCCGCAACCUACAAAUGCCUGUAUUGAAGCGAGCCAGUCUGAUGGGUGUGUUUUUAUUGGGUGGUUUGUGA
Penicillium longicatenatum is the source of this 651-nucleotide messenger RNA. RefSeq lists its product as uncharacterized. The record is from RefSeq and is a predicted model, not a curated record. Bases 1 to 651 code for a protein of 216 amino acids. The transcript is spliced from 3 exons. Lineage: Eukaryota; Fungi; Ascomycota; Eurotiomycetes; Eurotiales; Aspergillaceae.